This is a messenger RNA of Charadrius vociferus (killdeer), 754 nucleotides long. It is a transcript of the gene MB, whose product is annotated as myoglobin. Gene Ontology annotation, cellular component: extracellular exosome. The record is from RefSeq and is a predicted model, not a curated record. Gene Ontology annotation, biological process: oxygen transport. Gene Ontology annotation, molecular function: heme binding; oxygen binding. Lineage: Eukaryota; Metazoa; Chordata; Aves; Charadriiformes; Charadriidae.
ACCCUUUGGGGAAAGACAAACGGCUGCGGCGAGCACUCGGGACCUGCCUUCAGUGAACCAUGGGGCUCAGUGAUGGGGAAUGGCAGCAGGUCCUGACCGUCUGGGGAAAGGUGGAGUCUGACCUCGCCGGCCAUGGGCAUGCAGUUUUAAUGAGGCUCUUUCAGGAUCACCCCGAGACCCUGGAUCGCUUUGAAAAGUUCAAAGGCCUGAAGACCCCUGAUCAGAUGAAGGGCUCUGAAGAUCUGAAGAAACAUGGAGUUACUGUCCUUACCCAGCUAGGCAAAAUCCUGAAGCAGAAGGGUAAUCAUGAGUCAGAGUUGAAGCCCCUGGCUCAAACCCAUGCCACCAAGCACAAAAUCCCUGUCAAAUAUCUAGAGUUCAUUUCUGAAGUCAUUAUCAAGGUCAUUGCCGAAAAACACUCUGCAGACUUUGGGGCUGAUGCCCAGGCUGAGCUGAAGAAGCUGGAGCUCUGCCGAAACGAUAUGGCCAGCAAGUACAAGGAGUUCGGUUUCCAGGGUUAGCACAUACGCACAGAGAGACACCACGAUGGAGGCCUGGCCAUGCAUCUUAGAAUAGCUUCCCCGGCACUGUUUUGGACAUCUCACAAUUGGCCAUCCAAGAUGUGUGGGAAAGCUUUGAUGAGAGGCCAAGAGUCACUCCAGGCAGCAUAGAGGCACGCAGAGUGAUAUCCAUGAUAAACCGUUGUUUCCUGGCUUCACGUAUACAAGAGAAAUAAUCUGCUUUUUAGGAAAAA